Syngnathus typhle (broad-nosed pipefish) is the source of this 2358-nucleotide messenger RNA. Its product is annotated as saccharopine dehydrogenase-like oxidoreductase. Gene Ontology annotation, cellular component: mitochondrion; plasma membrane; lipid droplet. Lineage: Eukaryota; Metazoa; Chordata; Actinopteri; Syngnathiformes; Syngnathidae. The record is from RefSeq and is a predicted model, not a curated record. The transcript has 13 exons. The coding region runs from base 31 to 1335 and encodes 434 amino acids. Gene Ontology annotation, biological process: glycolipid biosynthetic process.
UUACCCGGACUGACUUUGCACACGCACACAAUGGAGGCGGUGACAUCUAGCAGACCUUACCACAUCGUAGUUUUUGGUGCUUCAGGCUUCACUGGCAAGUUUGUAGUGGAAGAAGUCGCUCGCUACGCCGCCGACAGCACCCCAGACAACCGUCUAAAAUGGGCCGUGGCCGGCAGAAGCGGACAGCGUCUCAAGGGGAUGCUCGAGCAGGUCGCCAACAGGCUAGCCAUGCCCGAGUUGAGCACAGACGUUGACAUCAUCAUAGCAGAUGUGUCCAGCAAAGAAUCUCUGGCCGUCAUGUGCCAACAGGCUCUGGUUAUUCUCAACUGUGUGGGCCCGUACAGGUUUUAUGGCGAGCCGGUGGUCGCUGCAUGCGUGGAGAAUGGAGCUCACUACAUUGACAUCUGUGGAGAGCCUCAGUUUCUGGAGCGCAUGCAGUUGGAGUACCACAGUAAGGCCUUGGACAAAGGGGUGUAUGUAAUUGGUAGCUGCGGCUUUGACUCCAUACCAGCAGACUUGGGAAUUCUUUAUACUCAGAGCCACUUUAAAGGGACGCUGACAGCAGUGGAGAGCUUCCUAACAAUAAGCAGUGGGCCUGAGGGCUCAUGCGGUCACGAUGCCACUUGGCAGUCGGCUGUGCACGGCUUUGCGGAUAGUAGCUCCCUUCGCCGGCUGAGGAGGAAGUUUGGCCACAAGCCGCUUCCUGUCGUAGGAACCAAAGUUCGCCAGAGAGGUUUUGUGUUUUAUAGCAAAGAGAUAACGCAGUACGCCAUCCCUUUUAUGGGUUCGGACCCGUCUGUAGUGAAGAGAACACAGCGUUUCCUUUACCAGGAGGAAUGUCGGUCACCUAUCCAAUAUUGUGCAUAUGUCGGGAUAGGUGGUUUCUGCUCCGUUGCCAAGCUCCUUUGCGGCGGACUGCUCUUCUGGGUCAUGGUCAAAUUCCGCCUGGGCAGGAAACUUCUCACCAUGUUUCCAAGUUUUUUUUCCUUUGGAAUGUUCAGUAAGGCCGGUCCAACAAUUAAACAGAUUGAAGACACCUGCUUCAACAUGACAUUUUUCGGAGAGGGAUACUCCGAGGGUACAGACCCUUCCCAGGGACCACCCAACGCCAAGAUCUGCACUGAGAUCAUGGGAGCAGAACCUGGUUAUGUGGCCACAGUGAUUGCUAUGGUACAGGCAGCAGUAACAGUGUUGAAAGAAAAAUACUCCCUUCCCAGAAGGGGAGGAGUGUACACACCAGGAAGCGCCUUCCACAAAACCAGUCUCAUUGACCGCCUUCAUAAUCAUGGUUUCAAGUUCUCUGUGAGACACUACGAAGAAGCCACGAAAGCUUAAGCCCCUUCGUUGUUUUUCACCUUCACUGCCAGGAAGUGUCAGCAUUUCACCGUCUUCCCCCAAUGAUGGAACAAUGACCCUUCACAUCCUGUCUUGACAGUAGAGGUCAUUUCAUGCCUCUGAGGAUGCAGAAGCGGUAUGUAGAGUGACAGCCGGUCACCUCGGAAUCCCUCUUGAGAUUUUCACUUUCAUUCGGCCGAGGCCGCCAUCAUUAGGAGGAAACACUGGCAAGUCACCCUGUGAGCCAUUUCCCCGUCACAUCUGCUUCCCAUCCCCCCCAAGUGUCACCACCACUCCAAUAAACAAUCCAAACUGGUUGUGAAAACAGAACAUGUCAGUAGUGUAGUUCCUGCGUCACAUCGCUCGUGCGAUAAGCAGCUGCGGUGUUGGUGCGAGGGCGAGAAAUUGCCGUGGUUCCCCAGGGCAGCCCCACCCUUACCGCCUUGCCUACAGUCCGCCAUUGUGGCCGUGCUGCUUUUUGCGUGAUCUUACGAGCUUCCCUCAUCUGCCGACCAGCACUCUUGCAAUUGCCUUUUUAAGGACGGUGUUUUGGAGAAUAUGAAACUCCAGCACCUCCCGAUUAGAAGGCAGUAAGCACUUAAUAGGAAAUUAAGAAAGAAAUAUUUGACAAUCCUUAUUUUCAGUUGAUUCAAGAUAAACAUCAAGUUUUCUUGAUUGAGAGGGAGUCAUGCUUACCACCACUGCUAAGUUAUCCAAAGAAGCUCCUUAUGAUGCUAAUUUUAGAAUAUUUUCUCCCUGGAAAUUUAGAAGUCUUGUAUAUUCCCAUAUUUGUCUGUUCAGAUACUGAACAUUGGAGUGUGUGUUUGCUUGAGCAUUCUUGAAUCUUCUAUUGUGCUGCUGUUUCAUCGUCUUGACUUUUUUUUUUUUGUCUAUGCUUGUCCUCCCUCCAGUGGAAUGAGGUGUUAUUUUCACUCUCACACUUCAUCCUCACACAAACAGCUUGAUGACCUACUUGAAAUCAUCUUUUAGUCUCACGUCCGUAAUGUAUAUAUUUUUUAAAUA